Betta splendens (Siamese fighting fish) is the source of this 956-nucleotide messenger RNA. RefSeq names its product RNA polymerase II, I and III subunit F (gene polr2f). The transcript is spliced from 5 exons. The record is from RefSeq and is a predicted model, not a curated record. Gene Ontology annotation, cellular component: nucleus; RNA polymerase III complex; RNA polymerase I complex. Gene Ontology annotation, molecular function: DNA-directed RNA polymerase activity; DNA binding. Bases 134 to 517 code for a protein of 127 amino acids. NCBI's taxonomy places the organism in Eukaryota, Metazoa, Chordata, Actinopteri, Anabantiformes, Osphronemidae. Gene Ontology annotation, biological process: DNA-templated transcription.
UUUGUACCGGCCGGAAUACUCUGCAACGCACCAAGUCACCGGAAGUUCAUAACUCCAACCGCUCAUGUGGCCUAUGUUGACAACAAGAGACAGUGUUGCGGAUUCACGACAUAUAUAAGCUUAAAAAUAAAACAUGUCCGACAACGAAGAUAACUUUGAUGACGGAGACUUCGAUGAUGCCGAGGAGGAUGAGGGGUUAGAUGACCUGGAAAACGCGGAAGAGGAUGAUCAGGAGAACGUGCAGAUCCUUCCCGCAGGAGAGGGCCAGCAGCCGAACCAGAAGAGGAUCACGACGCCGUACAUGACAAAGUACGAGCGGGCCAGAGUGCUGGGCACGCGGGCUCUUCAGAUAGCGAUGUGCGCUCCAGUCAUGGUGGAGCUGGAAGGAGAGACGGACCCUUUGCAAAUAGCAAUGAAGGAACUCAAGAGCCGUAAGAUCCCGAUCAUCAUUCGCAGGUACCUUCCUGACGGGAGCUAUGAGGACUGGGGCUGUGAUGAGCUCAUCAUAACUGACUAACCUGUUCAUCCAGUCUGCAUCAGCCAGCGUUAAUGCUGGGUCAUACCCACAGUUAGAUCAGGUCAGUGAGCUGCUCGACCCCAGAAGACUCUUAACUGAUGAAUUCUUCCCCCACAUAUACUUUGAUUCAACCCACAACCUUAUCAUGACUCAGACCUGUUCCUAGUCUGAGGACUAGAGAAAAGUAAUUGUUGUUUGCUUUCUGACCCUCUGACCCACUAUGUUAACAGACCAUUUAAGUCAGAUUCCUAAUUUAACUUUGAUGUGCUUAUUAUUUUUAAUAGAUGCAUUAUAACUAAAAGCCACAAGGGGGAAAUGUGACUUAAAGUCUUUCAGAUAUUUAGUUUUAACAGUUUUGUUUUGUAAUUGUUUCAUGAGUGUGAUUUAAUCAGGGUUAAGUCUAACGAAGUGUUGUUGUAAUAAAGUGUUUUGUACAAAC